AUGACUGUUGGAGAUGCUCUGAGUUCUACAAGUUUUAAGCUUCACUGUGAUUCGAUACAUUUCUCACUUCUCCCUGACACUAUAUGCACAUUUGUAAAAAUAAUUAGAAACCAUGAAGGUGAGGUGAUGGCUACUAUGUCGGCAAAGGGAGAAUAUGUGCAGAACCGCGAUGAAGUAGAGGUAUUGGCAUGUCGCAAAGACUUGGAAUUUGCUAUGGAAGUUGGAUUCUCAAACUUGGUAAUUGAGGGAGAUAAUUCAAAUGUCAUGAGAGCACUUUCGGCAUCUGCAGUUAAUAAUUCCUUGUAUGGACAUGCAGUUGAUGACAUUAGAUCUUAUUUUUUGGGUUGGCAAUUUGUUGAUAUUAGCUGUGUAAAAAGGGAAGGGAACAUGGUGGCUCAUUCCUUAGUUAGAUUUGCUAGGAACAUUGUGGAUGUUUUGUAUUGGAUGGAGGAUGAGCCCCCUCCUGUUGUAGAUGCUUUGCAUUAUGACUGUUUACAUAUUAAUGAAUGA
This is a messenger RNA of Quercus robur (English oak), 510 nucleotides long. RefSeq lists its product as uncharacterized. Bases 1 to 510 code for a protein of 169 amino acids. Gene Ontology annotation, molecular function: nucleic acid binding; RNA-DNA hybrid ribonuclease activity. The record is from RefSeq and is a predicted model, not a curated record. Lineage: Eukaryota; Viridiplantae; Streptophyta; Magnoliopsida; Fagales; Fagaceae. The transcript is spliced from 2 exons.